Messenger RNA from Hemicordylus capensis (graceful crag lizard), 8466 nucleotides. RefSeq names its product trinucleotide repeat containing adaptor 6A (gene TNRC6A). NCBI's taxonomy places the organism in Eukaryota, Metazoa, Chordata, Lepidosauria, Squamata, Cordylidae. Gene Ontology annotation, cellular component: P-body; nucleoplasm. Gene Ontology annotation, biological process: positive regulation of nuclear-transcribed mRNA poly(A) tail shortening; miRNA-mediated post-transcriptional gene silencing. The record is from RefSeq and is a predicted model, not a curated record. The coding region runs from base 16 to 6228 and encodes 2070 amino acids. The transcript is spliced from 25 exons. Gene Ontology annotation, molecular function: RNA binding.
CGUUGCUAGGGCGCCAUGUUGGGGAUGGCAACGGGGCGCCCCGGAAGCGCUUCUCGGAGAGGCGGGGCGGAUACUUCCGGGGCGGGGCGGCAGCUCGGCCGGGGAGUCUCCUCCGUGAGGGAGGCUGGAAAUGGCGGCUGGGCGGGGGGAGGCGACCGCGGCGGCCUCGUCGUCCCAGUCCCAGAGAAGGAAGCAGCAGCAGCAGCAGCAGCAGCAGGCCGAGGCCGCCACCCUGCCCCCGCCGCCGCCAGGGCCCCCCAGCCGCGCCGCGCCGGGCCCGGGCCGAAGAGACUAGGCCCGCCGCCAGCAGCAGCAGCAGGGAGGUCGCCGCCGCCGCCGCCGUGUGAGGCUCCCCGGCCGGCCGAGGCCCACCGCCCGCGCCCCAAGCACAUGCGAGUGUUGGAAGCUAAAGCUACCAAAGAAGCUGAAAGAAAAUUUAGCAGGGAAUUAGUGCAAGAAGAGGAAGAACAGUUGAUGGAAGAAAGGAAAAAGAAGAAAGACGACAAGAAGAAGAAAGACGGUGCUCAGAAGAAGGCCACUGAACAAAAAAGCAAAGUGCCAGAACCAGCCAAGCCCAGCACCAGCCAGCCCCUCUCUGCCGCCUCCACUACCGGUCCUUCCCCAGCAGCCAGCGGCGGCGGUAAUAAUGCCAAGCGGGCUGCAGGCAGCCAUCAGCAGCCGCCAGCUCAGCAGCCGCAGCCCUCGCCUCGCUACCCGCCCCGCGAGGUCCCGCCCCGUUUCCGGCACCAGGAGCAGAAGCAACUCUUGAGACGAGGGCAGCCGCUGCCAGGGAUCAUUGCCAACCUGGGGCCAGCGUCCAAGCUGCUGAACGGCCAGGCCGGAGGGAGCGCUGGGGCGAGCGACCCGCCCGUGGCUGGGGGAGAAGGGCAGAGCAGCAGCAGCAGCAGCAGAAAGCAAGCAGGCAUGCCACCCAUUCGGGACUUGGUCAGCCACUCCCCUAACCAGUCAGAUCUGAACCACAGCACACUAGGAUCCCAUUAUGAGAACUCGCACUGGGGAACAGUUUCUUCCAGUAGUGACUCGAGCACAAACUGGGACAAAGUCAUUGUAGACGGCUUGGACAAGGAGGCCUGGCCCGUGGCCACAGGCAGUGACUCGGAGCUGGCUUCAGAAUGUCUGGACAGUGACUCUGCCUCGAGUUCCGGGUCAGAGAGGAACCUGACGAUCAUGACGUCCGGGGGCCCCGGUGGUGAAAUCGGCAGCCUGCGGAACGGCCAGGUUCCUCAGACCAAGUUUGGCAACAGUAGCAACAGCAAUAACGUGGGCACCGGAAGCAUUGCCCGGCCAUGGAGCCUGUCCCUUAGCACCAUGAUGAGCACAUGUACGACUUCUCCAGAUGCUUCUAGCAGCAUCUCUGAAAGUAGCAACAACAGGCCGAAUGCCUGGGGCUCCCUCAGUUCUUCUUCCCACGGAGGAUUAAAUCCCAGCACUUUGAAUUCCAACAGCAACCACGGUGCCUGGCCUGUCUUGGAGAGCAACGGGCUUGCCCUGAAAGGGCCCGGAGGCGGCGGGGCCAGUGGCACAGGGGUCGGCCAGCUGGCGCACAAUCAGAGCCUGGGCAGCUCCUGGGGCAGCCUCCAGGAAAACUGUGAUUCUCAAGCAAACGGUACAAGGAAGGUUUCGCGGCGUGGGCAACCUCAGAACCUUAAUCCCGAAGUGAAUGGACCAAAUAAUAACACUACGAACUCUAUGCCUUCUAGUUUACCAAACCCUGCUGGUCCGAUGCAGGCGACUGAACCGGCGAGCAGUCACCCCCCGGGGCCCGGGGCCUGGGCCGGCGGGAGUGCCAAGAGCGGCCGCCCGCAGCUCCCGGCUGCUCCGGCCCCCAGUGGCCCCUCCGCUGCUCACCUGAGCAAUGGGGAAGCCAAAGCCGGCAGAGCGCGGGGCGCCGUGUGGAGUGCCUGCAGCUCCGACUUCUCCGGGGACCAGUGUUCAGACCCAAACAGCCAAGCCAACAGUGACACUGUGAAUGCAACGCUAAUGCAGCCUGGACUCGGCGGGGGGAGCAGCAGCAGCGGCAGCGGCAGCAUGAACUUUGAGAUCAACGGGAACAAAGGAGCAGGGGCCUGGGAGGUGGCGGCGGGGGGCCCUGCCCAGAGCACACAGUGGGCGGGGGGCCCCGAGUCAGGCCCUGGAGGAGGUCGGAGAGGCUGGGGCAGUGCUGUCCCCGGCAGCAACCCGGCCGACGGAGAGUGGAGCAAGCUGCCAAGCAACCCGCCCCCCUCUGGGGGCACGAACGGGAAUGUCAAGAAGUUUACACAGGGGUGGAAGUCCGCGGAGGGGGAGAGCGCCAGUGUCGGCCUUCAGGGUCCCGCAGCAGCUCAGCUCAUGGAGCAGAACGGCGGGUGGACCAAAGCGAGUCCCGGGGAGAGCGAAGGCCGUGCCGGGAGCCCUGAGGAGAGAAGCGCCGCGGACGGGGCGAGUCACGAGAGGAGGAGGGUGGACCAGCACGCAUUGCUGCAGAGCAUCGUGAGCAGAACCGAUCUGGACCCGCGGGUCCUUUCCAACUCUGGUUGGGGACAGACUCCCAUCAAGCAGAACACUGCCUGGGACACAGAGGUGACCCCCCGAGGGGAAAAGAAGGCUGACAAUGGGACCGAGGCCUGGGGAGGCUGCGUGGCCCAGGCUUGCGGGGCUGUGGAGCGAGCCAGUCUCAACGGGAGUGGCGACGCCUCCUCUGGGCCGGGGUGGGGAGAGCCAAAAUCUGCGCCGCCCAGGUGGGGGGAUGCCAAGGUCCCCAGCAGCCAGGGGGGUUGGGAGGAGGGCUCUGCUGCUGCUGCUGCUGCUGCCCCAGCCAAAGGCAGCCGGUCCUGGGGGAGUGGCCAAGGGGACCGGCCCGCCCCAUCGCCCUGGAGCGAUGCCGAAAAGCUCAAGCAGGGGUGGGCAGAGGGACCUAAAGCAGGCCCGGGGUGGGGGGCUCCAGCGGUUGACAGCUGGGGGGAGAACUUGAGGAGCAAUCAUUGGGGGGAGGUGAAGAAGUCCAGCUCGGGCAGCAGCGACAGUGACAAGUCGGCAUCUGGCUGGAACGAGCCCAGCAAGGCUGGCUCUGUGCACUGGGGAGCCGCUGGUGGUGGUGGCAGCAAGCCAAGCGCCCGUGCUGGGUGGGAGGAGCCUGCCAAGCCGAGCCAGAGCCAGGGCUGGGGGGAGGCACCCAAGCCGCCCGGCUCCCCAGACUGGGACAGACCGCAGGAGGUGGGGUGCUGGGGUGCUCAGCCCGCCCCCAGCAAGCCCCCAGGCGGGGGGUGGCUGGGUGGACCAGUGCCGGCCCCAGCCAAGGAAGAAGAGCCCACCGGCUGGGAGGAGCCCUCCCCGGAAUCCAUCCGCCGCAAGAUGGAGAUUGAUGACGGGACUUCUGCUUGGGGGGAUCCGAGCAAGUACAACUACAAGAAGGUGAACCUGUGGAACAAGAACUCCCUGGACAGCAGCGGCCGUCCAGACCAGCAAGCACAAGGACAGCAGCAGCUCCUGCCUUCGAGCGCCGUGGUGGACGUGGGAGGCGGCGGCGGCGGCGGCAGCUCCGGUUGGGGGGAGCCCUCUCCUGCACCCGCUGCGGUAGAUAAUGGCACAUCGGCCUGGGGCAAACCUGUUGACACUGGGGCAAGCUGGGGGGAGUCUGUUGGAGACGCGGCGAGCACCAGUUCCUGGGGGCAUGCAUCUGUUGGUCAGCAGGCUUCUCACAAACCUGGAUCAAAGUCUAUGCAAGUUCCAGAUGGCUGGUGUGGGGGCGACAUGCCCCUGACAGGAAGCCAUCAGGCCAGCUGGGAGGAAGAGGAAGACGUUGAGAUUGGCAUGUGGAACAGCAGCUCAGCACAAGACGUGCAUGCUUCUGCACACUGGCCGCUGUACUCAAAGAAGAUGCCUUCUAAGGGAACCAUGAAAACUGGAAACAAGCAAGAUGAAUCAUGGCUCAAUCCAUUUGUCAAGCAGUUCACCAGCCUUGGCUUCCCUAGAGAACUGCCAGAAGAAACCUUGCAGAGCAAUAAGAUGGACAUAUCGGGAGGGAUCUUGCCUGACAAGCGCAUGGAGCUGGAGAAGCACAGCUUGAAUGUUGGCGAAUACAGCCGGGUGGUAGGGAAAGGCCCCGGCUCCCGUCCUCCGAUUUCCAAAGAGUCUUCCAUGGAUCGAAGUCCUUAUUUUGAUAAGGAUGGUCUUGUUGUAGCAGAUGAUUCCCAAACCAUGCAGUUUAUGUCCAGUCAGAGCACGAAGUUCCCCCCUUCAAACAGUGCACUACCUAACCAGGCCCUCCCAGGCUCCCUCCCAGGGCUGGGCAUACAAAACUUGAGUUCUGUUAGACAGAAUGGCAACCCCAGCCUGUUUGGCAGCUCGGCAGCACAGUCCUGGAGCACGCAGCAGUCUCCAGCCCCGCCGCUCAGCUCCUCUCAGCCGAACCCACGUGCUCAAGUGCCUCCUCCGCUGCUCUCCCCUCAGGUCCCCGUCUCCUUGCUGAAGUAUGCGCCAAGCAGCGGGGGCCUGAACCCACUCUUCGGCCCGCAGCAGGUAGCCAUGCUGAACCAACUCUCCCAGUUGAACCAGCUUUCUCAGAUCUCCCAGCUGCAACGAUUGCUGGCCCAGCAGAGGAAGGUGCAGAGUCAGAGAAACGGGUCUGCUGGUGGCCGUCAGGAGCAGCAGAGUCGCUCCCUCAAUAUGCAGCAACAAAUGAUGCAACAAUCUGCUCAGCUGGAUCCAAACCUGCUUAUGAAGCAGCAGCAGCAGCAGCAGCAGCUCCAUCCACCCGCCAUGAAGUCCUUCUUGGAGAGUGCCGUGCCCCAUGCCAACCCGGAGCUGCCGAAAGGACCAUUGCAGAUCAAUGCAUUCAGCAACUUUCCUAUAGGACUGAACUCAAACUUGAACGUCAGCGUCGAUAUGGGCAGUAUUAAGGAGCCACAGUCCCGGCUGAGGAAAUGGACGACUGUCGACAGUAUUUCCGCCAACACAUCAUUUGAUCAGAAUGCCAGCAAAAGCGGUGCUAUUUCGGGUGGCUUCAGGCUGGAGGAAACGCCCUUCGUUCCCUACGACUUCAUGAACAGCAGCAGCUCGCCAGCCAGUCCUCCUGGAUCCGUUGGGGAUGGCUGGCCAUGUGCCAAAUCACCUAACGGUUCUAGCAAUGUCAACUGGCCGCCAGAGUUUCGUCCUGGUGAGCCGUGGAAAGGUUAUCCAAACAUUGACCCCGAAACUGACCCCUACAUCACUCCCGGCAGCGUCACAAACAAUCUGUCAAUUAACACUGUGCGGGAGCCUGACCACCUCAGGGACAGGAACAGUGGGUCCUCCUCAUCUCUGAACACCACGCUGCCUUCAACUAGUGCCUGGUCAUCCAUUCGUGCCUCCAACUACAGUGUUCCCCUCAGCAGCACAGCACAAAGCACUUCUUCAGCCAGAAACAGUGACUCCAAAUCCACGUGGUCUCCUGCUUCCAUGAACAACACCUCGCUGGCUCAUGAGCUGUGGAAGGUCCCUCUGCCACCCAAGAGCAUCACCGCCCCCUCCCGCCCGCCCCCCGGCCUGACUGGGCAGAAGCUGCCCUUGUCCACCUGGGAGAACUCCAUGCGGCUGGGGGGCGUCUGGAGCCAUUCCGAGGCCAGAUAUACCCCUGGUUCGAGCUGGGGCGAGAGCAGCUCAGGGAGAAUAACCAACUGUCUUGUCCUGAAAAACCUCACACCUCAGAUCGAUGGCUCCACCCUGCGGACUCUGUGCAUGCAGCACGGGCCACUGAUCACAUUCCACCUGAACCUCCCCCACGGGAACGCUUUGGUCCGCUACAGUUCAAAAGAAGAGGUGGUGAAGGCGCAGAAAUCUCUCCACAUGUGCGUCCUCGGGAACACGACCAUCCUUGCCGAGUUUGCCAGUGAAGAGGAGAUCAGCCGCUUCUUUGCACAAGGCCAGUCUCUGAGCCCCUCCCCUGCCUGGCAGUCCCUGGGCAGCAGCCAGAGCCGCCUGGGCUCCGUGGACAGCUCCCACGCCUUCUCCAACCGCAACGACCUGAACCAUCACUGGAGUGGCACUGGGCUGUCCGGAGCCAGCAAUGUGGGGGACCUCCACGCCAUGUCCCUGUGGGGGAGCCCCAACUAUUCCAGCAGCCUGUGGGGCUCCCUGGGCGGCGGUGGCGGUGGUGGCGGCGGCAGCAACCCCCGGGGCCUGGGCAGCCCAUCCCCACUCAACGCCUUCCUCUCCGUUGACCAUCUUGGGGCAGGGGGGGAGUCCAUGUAGCCCCCUCUCCUUUUUUCAGUAAACAAAACUGUGACCUCAAAGCAGCACUAAGUUUGGAUUCCCGUCCUGCUCCGCCCCGCCCCGCCCCUCUUGCAGCCUUCAGGGGUCACCUGUGGAAAUGGUUACUUCGUGCACAUUUUCCCCACUUUGUUUUAGCCCAAAACAUACCAGUUUGAAUACUUGAAUCAUGCAGGCCAAUAUUAUAAUGUGAAAAAAGUUAUAGAUUUACACUUCCAGAUAGUGCUUAUACAUAGUUUUAAGAAAACAAAAGAACUACAUAGAGUCAGCUUGCUUUUGUGUGUUUCAUCGUGUGUGUGUGCGCGUGCGCGUGUGUGUGUGUUGGUGCUUUUUUGUUUUUUGUUUCUGCGACUUGCUGAUAAUGUUGGAGUUUGAGCUUGUUUAGCUUUGCACAGACUCGGCCUUUCUCCCUGCCCGGCAAUAUUCACGGCAGGGACCGGGGCAGGAGCGGACGGGUCGUGUCUCCGGGAGGGCAGCCGCUGGGUGCCUUGGGCCAGGGUGUGCCCGCUCUGCCUGGAGCAAUGGUUUGCCGCUGUGCAGCCACCCUGCGGCAGCAAACAAUCGAGUGAUGAGACGAACCGAGGAGGCCAAACGAAAAGACUGUUGCACCUGUUUGCUCGGGAUGAAUUAAACUAAAGAGUGGAGCUCUGCAGUUUCUGAAACUGUGACCUGCAACCUCGCCUGCUAGCCCGGGCCAGGUCCUGCACUUUCAAUAGGCUUUUGGUUGGUUGGUUUUUUUAAUUUGGGGGGGGCUCCUGUAUUGGGGCACUGCCUUGUUUACAGAAAUGUUGCUUUGUUUAUUUGAAAAACAAUGUUUACUCUUCCAUCACUUAAAAAUAUUUUUUAAAAAAACAAAAAAAAAAGUGCGGAUGAUAAGAUGCUUUCUAUCUCUGGGAAUAACGAGCAGUGUUGGCCAUGCUCCGUUUGUGUUUUCUAUUCCCACCUCCUCAAUGGAAGAGCAUGGCUCUCAGGAAAACGAAGGUCCCCAGUACAACUCCUUGUAGUCAUUUCUUAUAGGAAAAUUUAACUUUUAGCACUGAUUACUACUUGCUCUGUAAAACCUCCUUCUGCCAAAAAUAGCUUCAAAUUGCUGGAGUUUGACAUUCUGCUUUCUGAUGCUGUCUUUUUAAUAGUGCGGGGUGGGAAAGGGGGGGCUUUGCUCUUAAUCGCUAGUUUUCCCCCCCCAUACUUGUCAAGGCCCCCCUCCCCCCCCACCCCCUUUGUUCUCCUCGCUCUCAUGCCCAUGUCCAACGUUUAACCUUAAAGCUGAAGUAACUAUGCAGACUGUAACCAAGGUAUUUGGGCUUACAGAGUUUUGUUGUAAAAAUUUUAAAUGUUUAAAGUUCUUGCAAAUACUUUUCUUGUGAAAGUGUUAAAUCAUCUUCCUCUCUCCUUUUUGCCACAAAUGGUAGUAUUAUUGCCUGAUGCUUGUUUAGUUGAAGGAUGAAAGACUAAACAAGGAUAAAAAAUACAUUUUAACUGUGCUGAAAGAUGCGCUCAUUUCAUUGCCUUGAUUCUAACUGUUGUGUCUGAAGAUGCAAAAGUCACCGGUGGCUUUUUAACUGUUUACAAAUAGAGUGUGAUUGUAAAGUGUACAGGUGGGUUGUGUUCGAAUUAUGACGUUUCUCUGGAUAUUAAUAAAUCACGACACUUUGGGCUGCUUAGCGCAGAGCCGUCUUAGUCUGUGACAUCCCUCCCUAAGCAGCAAGCGCACAGUGGGUUGUACGGGGAGGUCAGGAGGACUGGCCCAGGCCGCUCCCGCCCCCACCCCCCUCUCAAAAGGAUGCUUGCAAACAGAGGAGGGUCUGGGGAAAGGUUUAAUGUGGGGCAAGGCUCUGGCCCUGGGUGCCUCUGCUGCAGCUACUCCCGGCCGGCCGGCCUCCUUCCUUCCUUCCUUCCUUCCGAGGUGCUCCUUCAGCUGAGCUUGUCCAGUCCACUGUCCCUUUGCCAACUGGCCGGGCUCCUUGCCGUGGGGCUGCCAGCACUGUGUUCCUCCAAGACUCGCCUCUCCCUACUACUGUGGAAGUUCCACUGUCUGACACCAAACCAAAGCUCUCCCCAGAAGGUCGGCCGACGGUGGAGCCUCAGGACUUUGCAUUGAGUAGAACUGACAGCGAGACCCCUGCGCGGCGGAUCCACUUGAUUGUACUGUUCAAGAGUAGGCAGCUCUGUCUCUGAGCUGCUUGUUGGAAAUAAAAUGUGGUUGGUUUUCAAACACUU